CCGAUGGGCUCGAAAGGGGCCGUCUCACGGAGGUCCACUUUCUGCCGUCCGUCCAUUGCAAAGAUGCACGGCCUUUGAGACGCAUACGCAACUUCGGCGGUCGGACGGACGCCCCUGAUCUGAUCCUCUCAUUUUCUAAGACUCGCUCUCUUCACCGACUCACUUCCAGCUGAAGCGCCUCCCUCCGGAACCCACACUCUCGUCUCUCCGGCUGCGUCCACCGGCUGCGCACCUCUGGCUACUAGCGACGUGAUUUUUCCGGUACCUCCCUCUCGCUUGCUUGCUCGCUCGCACGGGGACCCCUUUCUCUCUGCUUGUGUGGCCAACUGUGGGAAGAUUUGAAAUCAACAGCAAGGGGUAGUUGAGCGAGUCUCAUGUUAUUCUUAGGAAGAAGUUACUUUGUUGGAAAUGGGCCAUAUGAUCGAGGCUGUUUGCCUUGCAUGGGAUUUUCAGGAAAAUCUGAAUUGUCAUCCUUCUCUUGUCAUGGUAGACAGUGCAGCCAUCUAUUUGCAGGCAAUAUCCUGUUAAGAAACUCCCAUUUUCAUAAUUCCAGAAGGUCUCUCUAUGUCUGUUCUAGAAAUUCCGAUGGUCAACAAAGAAAUCCAGAUUUCUCACGGCAAAACAAGCAAGGACCUGGAUUCUCCAGAAAUAGAAGCAGGCCUAACCACGACAGGGAUGAACCUGAAAAGCUUGAAGAAACGGAUUUCCUAUCCCCUAAAAAUGGCCCAUUAUUCUCCACGUCUAGCAGCCCAAGGUUCCAAGCUACUGCUGCUCCAGGCCCACGGGAAAAGGAGAUUGUUGAACUUUUUAGGAAGGUCCAGGCCCAACUGAGAGAGAGAGCUGCUGUCAAAGAAGAAAAGAAGAACGAAGCUGCAAAAGGACAAAUAGAAAGAGGGUCGGUUGACUCGCUUCUCAAACUUUUAAGGAAGCAUUCAUUUGAGCAGGGAACGAGGCAAAGCAGUGAUGAUGUAGACCUCCAACAACCAGAAAGAACUGGUCCACUCGAGAGAGAACCGAAGUCCAGCUACUUUGGCUCCAAUAGCAAAAGUUCAGAGCAGUCUCAAGGACCAAAAAGUACCACAUUCUCAAGGCCACCUUCCGAUUUCAGGCGGAAAUCUCCAGUUCCAAGGGUGAAAUAUCAACCAGUAUAUUCAGCUGAUCCUAGUGGAACUGAAGAUUUCCCUCCCAAGCGCCAAGGGAGGCGAAAGAAGAAAAUCAUAGAACCAGAGGCAGAAGAUGACCUUCUACCCACAUCGAAUGAAGAGUUUGAUGACAUCUCAGGGUCUUUAUCAUCAGAAUCAUAUGAGCUAGAUGAUGAAAUUCAUGAACCUGAUGCUGGUGAGAUUUCUACUCCGAUCAUGGACUACCAACCAGUUUAUUCUGCAGAUCUCAUGAUACCUGAAAAUUCAUCUCCUAAACGCCGAGGGAGACAGAAGAAAAAUGUCAGAGAGGCAGAAACAGUGCAUGACUUUUCACCUACUUCUAGCAAGGAGUUUGAAAGUAUUUCAGGAUCUUUAUCAUCAGAACCAGAAGAGCCAGAAGAAUCUGAGGGUGACAUUUCAGAAACCGAUGACAUGCUUUCAGCAAAAUCUAUAUCUGAGCCAGCAGAUUUGAGCAGUAUGAAGUUGCCUGAUUUGAAAGCCCUCGCAAAGUCCCGGGGAGUCAAAGGUGUUUCUAAGUUGAAGAAAGCUGAACUCCUGAAAUUGUUGCAUGGAGAACUGGGAUGACGAUGGUAUGGUGUAUGAACUUUUGUUGCUCGUGCGUCUGUUCUUUCCUACAGUUAAAUCACGGUUUUGGUUAAAUGAAUUUUGUGUUGUUCAUUUUGGCACGAAGAGCCUUCCCUUGAAAUUUCAAGUAACGUAAGAGCAUGAGUAAAAGAUGAUAUGUUUCUCUUUCA
Nymphaea colorata (pocket water lily) is the source of this 1897-nucleotide messenger RNA. RefSeq names its product rho-N domain-containing protein 1, chloroplastic-like. Lineage: Eukaryota; Viridiplantae; Streptophyta; Magnoliopsida; Nymphaeales; Nymphaeaceae. The transcript is spliced from 3 exons. The record is from RefSeq and is a predicted model, not a curated record. Gene Ontology annotation, biological process: DNA-templated transcription termination. The coding region runs from base 375 to 1727 and encodes 450 amino acids.